Pieris macdunnoughi is the source of this 1128-nucleotide messenger RNA. The record is from the annotation of a GenBank genome assembly. NCBI's taxonomy places the organism in Eukaryota, Metazoa, Arthropoda, Insecta, Lepidoptera, Pieridae.
AUGACGGCUGGACAAUUUCGAGUAUUUUUUCUUGGAUAUUUUAAGGAUAGAAAAAUUGCUUUUGCAAUUGAAAGUCAUGAUUUAUGGUUGCCCAUGCAAAGCCAGGGCUUCAAAAGAGGGUGUGAGUUAAGGGGAGCCGAACUCGGUGAUGUCAGCGUGUUGAGGAAAAUGCCCAAUGUUGAAGUUCUAGCGUUCAGCAUUAACAAGAUCCGUACGCUGGUGGACUUUGCGGGGUGUCGCCGCCUUCGUGAGCUGUAUGUUAGGAAGAAUGAGAUCCGGGAUUUAGCUGAGAUCAGGCAUUUGAGACGUCUUCCUGAUCUGACGAACCUCUGGCUGGAUGAGAACCCUUGUACGAGACAUUCAGAGUACAGAAUGACAGUACUUCGUAAUCUUCCGAAUCUGGAGAAGUUGGACAAUGUUCCCGUUAGACCUGAAGAGGUCCAAGAGGCGAUGAGACGCGGCAUUCAUAUACCAGAUUCUGAUGAUGAAGGGUAUCCUCAGCAACAAGAGCAAUACCGCCAGUACCGGACCGCGAGGUCGUGCGAGUCGAGCCCCGAGAGGGAACCCGAGUAUUAUCAACCGCAGAGCGCAAGGGAGCAGGGAAGCGAUGGUUCCGUCGAAGAAAGCUCUGAACCGAGAUCUCCGCUCGCGCCCACGUGCCCGGCAUCACCACGCCGUGUCGCCUCGCCCGAAGACGAGAGGUACGACCACCCGGCGAUGACCACUUCCCAUUACGAGCCAAGAGCUGCGAGGUCUCCGGAGGCGGCAUCUCUGAGGCAUUCGGUGUCGGCGCACAGCGUCAAGGACUACGCGACGAGCAAUGGCGAAUGGAGACAGUACGGUGCGCCCGCGCAAGACUGUUACGAGCGGAGUGAUCGCAGCGAUACGCACUCUGUCCGGGAAUGGGAGAGGGGCGAAAGAGGCGAGAGGGGGGCCAAUCCGGGGGGCAGGGAGUACUCCUCCGCGGUUAUGACCGAGCGGAGGGGUUUCACCAGGCGACCCGUCGCCAGGAGUUCGAAUCUGCUGUCGGCUGUUCUUUGUUUGGUGAAGGAGCUGGACUACCCGAGCUUAGAGGUCGCGGAAAUGGCUGUCAGAUGUCGCAUGGAUGAGUUGGCGAAUAGCCAGUGA